Molecule: messenger RNA, 327 nt
Organism: Dentiscutata erythropus
Lineage: Eukaryota; Fungi; Glomeromycota; Glomeromycetes; Diversisporales; Gigasporaceae
Source: the annotation of a GenBank genome assembly
AUGUUAAAUCGAACGAUAUAUUUAAAAGGAUUCAAGCCUUUGUUUGAUAAGAGACGAAGAGUUGUUAAAGAUGAGCAUGUGUUCAUGGAUAGAUACGGGAGGAUUUACGAUAUCGUUGAGAAAUUAGGAAAUAAAAAAGUCGUUGUGAAGAGAACUCAUCCACCGCUGAUGAACCCGGCCAAGCCUUUUGAACGACAAAUAAAUUAUGGAGUCAGAAAGGAUAAAGUUGUUAAUCUCGAGGUUGAUAAACGAUGUCAAUAUUUCAAAACUAAAAUGGAACAUAUAAAACAAAAGUAUUGUAAUGUUAGGAAAAAACAAAUCACUUGA